Hipposideros armiger (great roundleaf bat) is the source of this 930-nucleotide messenger RNA. Its product is annotated as putative olfactory receptor 5AK3. Gene Ontology annotation, biological process: G protein-coupled receptor signaling pathway. Lineage: Eukaryota; Metazoa; Chordata; Mammalia; Chiroptera; Hipposideridae. Gene Ontology annotation, molecular function: olfactory receptor activity; G protein-coupled receptor activity. The record is from RefSeq and is a predicted model, not a curated record. Gene Ontology annotation, cellular component: membrane. The coding region runs from base 1 to 930 and encodes 309 amino acids. The transcript has a single exon.
AUGACACAAGGAAAUGGCACUGAAGUGACUGAAUUCUUUCUACUGGGAUUUGGUGCCCAACACAAGUUUCGCUAUGUCCUCUUCAUUGUAUUUCUAGUCAUCUACGUGACCUCCAUGGUGGGUAACAUUGGAAUGAUUCUAGUCAUCAAGACAGAGUCCAGACUUAAAACACCCAUGUACUUCUUCUUACAACAUUUGGCUUUUGUUGAUACCUGUUAUACCUCUGCUAUCACUCCCAAGAUGCUGCAAAGCUUCAUAGUAGAAAAUGUAUCAAUAUCAUUCAGGGGCUGUGUUGUGCAAUUAUUGGUUUAUGGAAUAUUUGCAACCACUGACGUGUAUAUCCUGGCUGCUAUGGCUGUGGACCGCUAUGUAGCCAUCUGUAACCCACUUCACUAUCCCAUAGUCAUGUCCCAAAGAGUCUGUAUCCACUUGGUAGCUGGUUCUUAUGUCAUUGGCUCAGUAAAUGCUUCUGUGCACACAGGUUUUACAUUUUCCCUAUCCUUCUGCAAGUCCAAUAUCAUCAAUCACUAUUUUUGUGAUAUUCCACCAAUUCUCGCCCUUUCAUGCUCCAACAUUGACAUCAACAUCAUGCUACUUGCCAUCUUUGUGGGAUUUAACUUGAUGUUCACUGUGCUGGUCGUCAUCAUCUCCUAUAUCUAUAUCACUGCUGCCAUCCUAAGGAUGUCUUCUACCACAGGGAGGAAAAAAGCCUUCUCCACGUGUACCUCCCAUCUGACAGCAGUCACCAUUUUCUAUGGAACCCUAGCAUACAUGUACUUACAGCCUCAUUCUAACGAUUCCCAGGAAAUUAUGAAAGUGGCCUCCAUAUUUUACAGCAUUGUGAUUCCCAUGUUGAACCCCCUGAUCUAUAGUUUGAGAAAUAAGGAGGUGAAGGAAGCUCUAAAAGUGAUGGGGAAAAAGUUCUUCUAG